This is a messenger RNA of Cladocopium goreaui, 3777 nucleotides long. The record is from the annotation of a GenBank genome assembly. Lineage: Eukaryota; Dinophyceae; Suessiales; Symbiodiniaceae.
AUGCCGUUCCUCUAUGAUGGCACCUCUGUGGUGGAGGUGGCUGUUGCACCUGCGGGGUGUAGCGAAGCAUGGACCUGCGUGGUGCAUGUGAUCUCAGCAUCUCACCUGUGCGGUGCUUGGGGUCGCAUCACUGGCGACGUGAUGCUGAUACACCUGCGUGGUGUAUGUCGAAUCACCUGCGUGGUGAUUCAAUGCGAUACACCUGCGUACAUGAGCAGGACAUCUCCGUUCUCACCGAAGCAAGUGGGCAUGCCGUCUGCUGCAGAUGCAUCGGCAGAAGAGGAAGCUUCUGAGGAGGACCGCUCCUCAGACGCUGAGGAUGAAAGGAAUGGGAAGCGAAAGGCGCAGCUGAUGCCAGCGCGGUCACGUUCUGAGGAAGGUGAUCCAGAUGCACCGGGGAAGCCACCUUCCCGGAGGUCCCGUUCCCGCAAGUCUCGGUCCCGCAGGUCCAAGGACCGAAGCCGUGGACGCAGCAGAGCGAGAAAAAAGAAAAAGAAUUCCUCCAAGGAGGAAAAGCAAGAGCGCGAUCGCACCAGGGAUCGUCGUGGUGAGGAUCGUCCCAAUUCUCCGCGGGGCAAACCGCCCCCGAAGCCACAGGAACAGGGUCGUGACGGUUCGAAGCAGUGCGAGAUUUGCAAGACCAAAAUCUCAGCGCACCCCGCGGCCAUUGAUCAACAUCAGUGGCUGAAUGAAUAUUGUCUCGCCUGCCAAGCAUACAACCGAAUGACGCCAACGCAGAGGCAAAAAAGUGACUCAUGGCAGAAAGCCCAAGAGGUGGCGAAGAAAGUCAAAGGUAACAGAACGGAACCGAGUGCCUCUGUUGCCAGGGAGCGGGUGCCUGUGGUGGAUCUGGAGUCCGAAUCGGGAAUGCGUCAGACGCGCUCUGUCGCAGGAUCUCCAGAGGUGCCUCGUGGUCGGGACCGCCAUGGGGAGCCUCGCAAGGAGAAGAAGCGUCGUAAGGAAAGACUGCGGGUCUUUCGUGAUUGCCUGAAAGCAACCACGACCACUCCUGAAGUUCUUCCGGAGGGUGAUGACCUUUGGAAGGAUGGUUGGAGAAUUGUGGUGGAACUGUUGGAUCAAGCAGAAGGCAUGGCGCACUCGCAAGGGCAGCUGGACUGUGCGAAAUAUAUUGAAAGAUGCAAUCGCAUGAUUGAGAAAGUCAUGUCUGAGGAUAUGGCUGGCCUUCCUGACGUCUGUCGUCUCUGGAAUCGGAACACAGACUGGGAUGGGCACUGGCCGCGCUUUCUGGAAAGGGUGGGUGCAUAUCACCUGCAGCAGGUGGAAGAAGCGAUCCCAGCUUUGGAGCAGCUGCGGCUGCGCUGGCAGGAGGAGACUGAAAACAGUCUGCCAGAAGCCUCGUGGUUGUACCAGGCUGAGUGCCAGCUAGAAUCGAUGAGGGAGACGUUGCUGGCUUUGAAUCGGUUAGUGUGCGGACCUUUGUUUUGCAAGGUGGCUUGCGGCAUGGCGGACCGUCGCGUAUGUCGCUUGUGCGGCCUGGAGCAUGCUUCUGCUGCGGGCAGGAUGCAUGGUCGCUCCUUCUUUUGCACUGGUUGCUGGUCAGCAAAAGCGAUGCUGCAGCGCAACUUAGGAGACAGGACUGAACUGAAAGAUUUCAGUCCGGCCGAGACGCAUUCCUUCUUUCGCGCCAUUGCGAAGGAAAAGGAGAAGCAGGGAGGUCGCAUUCAGUGGGUCACCGUGCGGGCCACACUUGUGAGAUCUCUGACAGAUCGCAGGAUCUCCACUUUUCGUGCUACGUGCACCCAAAAGGAGUUACCUCUGUCGGUCUGGGUUAACCAAGGCUGGGACAAGACCCUCGUGGAAGCGUGUCCCAAUCGGUUUUCCGAUGAACUGGGCACGCAAGUGUACGCUGUCCCUGUGCGGGAAUUGUCGUGGGGAGAAGAGUAUGCAAAGAUUGAGGAGCAAGUCCUGCGACAUGAGAGAGAGGGACAGAAAAGCAAAGGUGGAAAAAAGAAGAAGGAUAACGUUGCCAACGCAGAGGCGUCAUCCGAUGGAGAAUUGGAUUUGCCGGCUGCGGAAGGCAGUGUGUCCGAUAAGAAAGGAAAGCCGGAGGUGGACCGCAAGAAGUUGUUGGCGAAGAACGUUGCGUUAGCUGACAAAGCCGCUAAGGCCUUGGGUCCCUUGCAAGGCACGGCCACAGGUGUCUCGAAGUUGCUGGAAAAAGUGGAGAAAAGCGGCUGUGAGAUUCCUGAGGGAAUCAAACAGUCGAAAGAUGAUUGCAUGGGCAAGCUCGAGACCUGGGCGACGGCGGCUCGUGAGUGCAUCAACGUGCAUGAGUCGACCCGCGAGCUGUGGAAGGACGCUGGUGGCGAUCUGCUGCCUUUGACGGCUUUGCCGUUCGAAGGCAAUGAUGUGAAGUUGCUGCUAAAGCAAGCAACGGAAGUGCAGAGCGCAUUGCGUUCCCUGCUGCCCAAAAAGGAGGCGAAGGCGAAGGCGGCGCCCAAGGCCAAUGCUGCGGCGAAAGCGUCGCCCAAGAAGAGGGCAGCUCGCAGCCACGACACUGAGGGCGGUGACAAGCGCCGCAAAACUGGCAAGAGCCCCCCUUGUGUGACAGCCACCGCUGCGCGCCGGAUCAUCGCGCAUCUGCGAGAUGAUGGACAAGGUAAUGUUUUGCAGCCUGAUUUGCAGAGAAAGGCAGCAAUGACGUAUGGAGCCAUUGCGCAGAUGCCCGUGCUUUGGGCUGAUGAUGCUUGGAUGACACUUGCUGUCAUUCGGACUCGCGAAAUGCAGAGCAUCGAAAAUGGCUAUCCGCAGUCGCUUGUUCACUAUUUACGGUGGCUGAGGCAGCAAACCCAGCAUGGCUUCACGCUCGUUCUGAAUGAAGAGCCAACCCUUUGCACCAUUGCCCAAAUCUCUCUGGUUGCUGACGCAGAUGGCUUGCGUUUGCUUACCGGUUGCAAAGGAAGUUCUGCUCUGAAGCCAUGCUUCUUAUGUCAAAAUGUUUUAAACGGACAUGACAAAGUGCAGAACCACGUGCACAUCAGUUGCUGCGAUGUGCAUGCUUGCCACUUGCAAACGCAAGACAAUCUUAUCCACAUCCAACGUCACCUUGAAACCUUGCUGUCUCGCAAGGAAAGAGAAGAAGCGGAAAAACUAUUGGGAUGGCACCUGCAUGCCUUGUCGGCGUCUAUUUUAGUGCAAGAAGAUCUCCGAAACUGGAUUCCAUUAUCAUCCUUGAGGUACGACUCCAUGCACUGCUUCCUGGCAAAUGGCAUAGUGCCUCAAGAAUUGGGGCUCUGGUAUAAUGCUCUUUUGGACAAGACCUCCUGCGACAUCGAUACAGUACGCAGAUACGUUCUGCAAUGCUGGACAGCCUCCAAAGAGUCGAGCUUGGACAUCAACAAAAUUUUCACAAAGAAAAGAUGGCAGAACCAAAGAGACUUCCGCGGAGAUGCAUCUGAAGCUCUGUCAGUGCUACCUUUGAUGGUUGCAUUUUCCUGGGAAGUCAUAGUGCCGGAUUUUCCAGCCAUGCUUCCCCACUGCGAAUGCUUGACGGCGCUGUUGGCGCUGAUAUGCUGCUGGACUGAUGCCAAACGCGGUGGAAACCUUCAACUGAAAAGCAUCGAGAUGAUACGGUUGCAAACAGUUCACCUGAACAAAUUUGUUCGUUUCUUCCGGUCCUGCGUGGACCAACUGCUCAGUGCCAUGCCCUGCAGACAUGGUUUGGCCAAGACGCUUAUGUUGCAACCUCUGUCGAAUGCAAGGGUAUCACGUUUGCUUGUGGUCAAUACAAGAUUCUUUCGGCCCAACAAGCAAUAG